This is a messenger RNA of Zonotrichia albicollis (white-throated sparrow), 2953 nucleotides long. Lineage: Eukaryota; Metazoa; Chordata; Aves; Passeriformes; Passerellidae. The record is from RefSeq and is a predicted model, not a curated record.
GCACCCAAAGGAGUGAUGGGAGUGUCAGAAGGCCGGGGCUUAACCGGAACGUCUCUUUUCUCUCCCCCUCUCUCCACACAGGUGACGGAGCUGAACGAGCCCCUGUCCAACGAAGAGAGGAACCUGCUGUCCGUGGCCUACAAGAACGUGGUGGGGGCGCGGCGCUCGUCCUGGCGAGUCAUCAGCAGCAUCGAGCAGAAGACCUCUGCAGAUGGCAACGAGAAGAAGAUCGAGAUGGUCCGCGCCUACCGCGAGAAGAUCGAGAAGGAGCUGGAAGCCGUGUGCCAGGAUGUGCUGAGCCUGCUGGACAACUACCUGAUCAAGAAUUGCAGCGAGACGCAGUACGAGAGCAAAGUCUUCUACCUGAAGAUGAAAGGGGACUAUUACCGCUACCUGGCCGAGGUGGCCACCGGCGAGAAGAGGGCGACCGUGGUGGAGUCUUCGGAGAAGGCCUAUAGCGAAGCCCAUGAGAUCAGCAAGGAGCACAUGCAGCCCACCCACCCCAUCCGGCUCGGGCUGGCCCUUAACUACUCGGUUUUCUACUACGAGAUCCAGAACGCGCCGGAGCAGGCCUGCCACCUGGCCAAGACGGCCUUCGACGACGCCAUCGCCGAGCUGGACACCCUCAACGAGGACUCCUACAAGGACUCAACGCUCAUCAUGCAGCUCCUCCGCGACAACCUAACGCUCUGGACGAGCGAUCAGCAAGACGACGACGGCGGAGAAGGCAACAACUAGACCCCCCCGAUGGACUGGCAGCCGCACGCUGAUGCUAACUACUGCAGUCUUUAUUUUUUUCCCACGAGUGGGGGGGGUUUUUUUUUUUUUUUUUUUUUGGUUGAGAUAUUUAUUAGGGUAGCUUACAGUAUUAACACUAAAUUGCAGUUUACAGUAUUUCUACAUUACAGCCAUAUGACAUCAAGCCUUUGAUUGUCUGUUUUUCUUUCUUUUGCUAGUUCUUUUGGCUUGCCUUCCUGAGCAGUCCUCGCCUGUGGACUGGCUUUAGCUAUUCUGUGUCGCCCAAGGCAAGAAGACCGCCCGCCCGAGGAACAUCAAAGCUGCUCUAGUUUUUUGGUCAACAGCUUAACAGGUGCUUGGCUAGCGGCUGUUUCAACUAUUUUAAGUCCACAGCAAAAGGUUUAAGAACUUAAUUAGACAAAGGGGGAAGUGUUUAAACUUAAAAAAAAAAUGCCACUUAAAUAAAAAACAAUAAAAAAUAUUUAAAAAAAAGAGCAUUCAGGUCUGUAUGUCAUGUACUGUGUUUGGUAUUUCAAAAGACCAUCCUGAUUUAAGGUGCCACAGCUGCUUCCUCAGGGAUUGCACUGCCAUUUCACUCUGCCUGACUUUCUCCCACUGUACCAUGAGGUUUGUCAGCAGAUCUCCAGCACCCAGGGCUCCCUUGUUUGUCACCAGGGAAGCCGGGUGCGUUUUCCUUUCUCCUGGGGAAGCUUGUGGUGUAAUGAGUGAACUUCAGGAGCUUAGACACUAAUUUGGUAGAGAAAUUCCUCAAGGGAAGAGCUACAAUCAUAGACAUUUCUGUCCACCAUCGGGAGCCCAGGAACUUAGUUCUCUUCUUAGCAAAAUCUUUUCUCAGUCUGUCUGAUCCGGCCGGGGGUGGGAGUUGGGGCAUCUGAAUUGCUUAGCAGGUACUACUUACCCCAUUUUGAGUAAGUUUAGCUUUAAUUUUGGUUUUUUUCCAUGGUUGUUGGAGGUUCAGUGCUGUUCUCUGGCUCGCGGAGCGCUGCGCCCUGCAGCGCUUCCCCAGCGCCGCGCAGCGAGGAGAACCCGCGCUCGUGCUUUGAUUCAGUCCUUAUCGUGAUUCUGAGAUUCUGACGCUGAUUUGGAAGCAGGCUUUCCCCGGCCCUUGCGAGAGCCAGCCCGGCACGUGGUGAGGCACACACGGCACCGCUGGGGCCCGGCUUGGUUUGGGUCGGGCUCUCCCUGCUCCGAGCGCCCCGCAGGGAGCUGGGGCUGCAGCUUCCCGCGGUGAGGGUGUGCGGUGCCGCCGAGUGCCGGGACCGGGAGAUGCUUUAGGCUUUCCCUCUCAUCCACCCCCGUGUCCCGUGAGCAGUGUUGUCCCAGCUGUGUAAUUGGAAGUGAUUUACUGGAAUUACAAAACUUAUCUUCUUUUUUUUUUUUUUUAUGUUUUUUUUUCCCCAAAUAAUUACUACUCUUUUUGGCUUUUUGCUCUGGCUGCUUUAGGAAACUUAUGCAGGAGAGAUGGCACAAGAGGGCUAAAAACGGAGUGGGGGUCAGGGACUUGAUUUUUAAGCAGCUUGAAUGGUUUCUUUCAUUUUUUAAGAGAUGCACUUGCCUAUGAUACUGUCUCUCCAGUGAAAUGAUUACUGCUCCAUUACUCUAUUGAUACAAUAUUGUGCAUGCUAGUGUCGUAUUUCUAUACAGUAGCUUGAAAUUUAUUAACUUAUACUGUAGAUGUUAUGUAUUCCUAUGACAAAAUAGUCUUCAAAAAUUUUUUAAAGUUUUUUAAUUUAUUUUUCUUUCCUUUUUUUUUUUCGGGGGUAAAGUUUGCUCUACCAAAUAGUGAUCGUAACAAACUGAUCUGUUAUGGAUGUUGCUAUAGUGACAUGCAAUUAUAUAUGAUUUUGUUUUUAAAAAGGAAAAAAAAAAGCAAAAGAAAACACCAGUGUUAGCUUAAUCUUAAUGUCUGGUGUUCGUCAUGGUGAAAUUAUAACUAUUACAGUGUAGGAGAACAAUGACUGUGUUCUUUGAAUGAGCCUUUGUUUGUGCUUUUUGUCAUGUUAUGCAGUGAACUAUUUUUAAGGUCUAAUCAGUGAUUAUUUUUCCAACUCCGUGUUUCUGUAAGGAAUUAUUUCACACACGGACCAUUCUUAGCAGUUUUUCCUCAGUGAUGGAAUAUCAUGAAUGUGAGUCAUUAUGUAGCCGUCGUACAUUGAGCAAAUAAACUUACAGAUCUGACGUCAGCGCUGCUUAA